CGUUUGCCUCCUCUACCUCGCGUCAUGUAGCCGCCAUUUUUGAGCUACAAAUAAUACAAAACAAAUACUAUUUGGGUUUUGCGAAGAAAUAACCAAAGUGUAACAAUCAGCUUACGUAUACCAGAAAUCCGCGUUUUAAAUAUACCUUUGCGACUCCUUCCUUUUAAGGCAAGUAUACCGAGUAGUAAUGAUACAUAAGAUGUCGCUGGUGGGUCUCGGGCAGCAGCUGCUGGAGGCGGUGAGAGGCGGACAGGAUAAUGAUGUUAAAGCUCUGAUGGCCAACGGAGCUCCAUUCACCACAGACUGGCUGGGCUCUUCCCCGCUGCAUCUGGCGGCUAAAUACGGUCAUCAGUCCACGGCCGAGGUGCUGCUGCGGGCCGGGGUCAGCAGGGAUGCCCGCACCAAGGUGGACAAGACCCCGCUGCACAUAGCCGCCUCAGAGGGUCACUACAACAUCGUGGACCUGUUAGUGCAGCACGGAGCGGAGGUGGACGCCAGGGACAUGCUGAAGAUGACGGCGCUGCACUGGGCGGCUCAGCGCGGCCACAGGGAGGUGGCCGAGCUGCUGCUGAGGUACGGAGCCGACGUCCACUGCCUCAGCAAGUUCGACAAGACGCCCUUCGACAUCGCCAUGGAUACCAGCAACACUGAGCUGAUGAUACUGCUACAGGACGGCAUGCAGAACCAGGUGAACGUGGAAGGGCCUCACUACAUCAUCCGAUCCGGUGGGAUGGUGAACCUCUCGGAGCUCGUCUCAAAGACCUCCGCAGUCAAGUCUGAGGACGUCAUGGCGGCCGAGUCGGUGGAAACCCUUCAGCAUGUGGUGGGCGACGGGAGUCAGAGGGUCAUCACCAUAGUAACAGACCAACACGGCAACAUGCAGCCGGCGUCCCUGGGCCAGCAGUUCAUCUUCACACUGCAGGGCCAGCAGAUGGUGGCUGUGCCCACCGGCUCGAUGGCAGAGGAGGUCGUGGGGGAGGAGCCUAUCUCGGCCACGCCCACACACAAGAGGAAGACAGACCCUACAGCCAAUCACAGCAUCUUAAAAUCCAAGAAGGUGAAGGAGAGUCGGGAGCAGCUGGAGCGGCAGCUGCAGGAAGCCAAUCUGAAGGCUCAGGGGUACCAGCAGCAGCUCCUGGAGAAAGAGCAGGAGGCGGAGCAGUACCGCCUCAGACUGGAGCAGGCCAUCGCCACCAGCAACAACAACAUCACCACGACAACUGUUACCGUAAACUCUACAGUGAAGGAGGAGGAAGAGGAAGAGGAGGAGGAGGAGGAGGUGGUGAUGCUGCUGGAGGAGCAGCUGGAGACCACAGUGGAAGAUAAAGAGGUGGAAGACGAGGAGACGAAGCAGGAGGAUGAAGAGGAGGUCGUCUGUGAACUUCCAGGAGAGACACUUCCUGUGACUGAGUCUGAGAUGGAGGUGGAGACCGAGGGUUCAGAGGAGACGCACACAUCCUCCCCCGGUCAGCGAGGAAGAGGGAGAGGAAGAGGAGGACGCAGACACUAGCACCAUGAUUUGUGAUGAUCUAUUUCAACGAUCUUCAUAACCUUUUGUAAAGAUUAGGAAGACUUUUGUAAAUAUGUUAAUGCAUCCAUCACUGAGAGGAAGCAGUUAGCAUCACAGACUUUUAAACGAUCAGCUGUAACAACAUGACCAGACUGAUUACUGAAAUGUUGAGAGGGAUCGAACGACAGGGGUCUCUCAGUGACUAAGGUCAAUAUUAAAAAUGAUGAAGUAUGUUAUAUA
Messenger RNA from Gymnodraco acuticeps, 1750 nucleotides. Its product is annotated as GA-binding protein subunit beta-1-like. The transcript is spliced from 9 exons. Lineage: Eukaryota; Metazoa; Chordata; Actinopteri; Perciformes; Bathydraconidae. Gene Ontology annotation, molecular function: protein binding; transcription cis-regulatory region binding. The coding region runs from base 188 to 1510 and encodes 440 amino acids. Gene Ontology annotation, cellular component: nucleus. Gene Ontology annotation, biological process: positive regulation of transcription by RNA polymerase II. The record is from RefSeq and is a predicted model, not a curated record.